UUAUAAAACAAACCAACAAAGCAGAACAAAAACAGCAACAAAAGACAAACAAACAAACGAAAACCCCAGAGAUGUUUAUUUGUGAAUAUCAACACAGACAAUCAUAUAAUAAUAUUGCUAUUUUCCCUAAAAUAUAAUUUUAUGUGUGCUUAUUAGCUAGUUAGCCUGUUUCAGGGAGCAUUGCUUUGUUAGUUGUUUUUUUUAGUUAUAUUAUUUUUGGGAUAUUUUCAUUUGGUUCCUUGAAGAAUGCUUAAAACCCUUUUAAACCAUAAAUGUAUGUGGUAAUUAUUUUUCCUGGUUAUUUUUAUAAAUUUUCAAAUAUCUUUUAAUACCAUUCAGGUUCCAAACAGGGGUUAGAAAUGAGUAAUUUGACUCAAUUUUAUCAAAAAAAAAAAGAAAGAAAGAAAGAAAGAAAAAAAAAGGUUCUCCGUUAGCCCGUACCUUUCUUGACGCUGAUUUGCUGAGCCCAGGCGGAAGCGGAAGCUGGGACAGCAAAGAUGUCCGCGCUUGUUUGAAAACUUGCGGUGGCCCAAAUCCGUACUUUUGUAGCUCAACCGGCUCGUUUUUUUAUGUCAGCACAGGUAACGACACUGUGCUCCAGCAAGCCUCACGAAAAGAAAAUACGAGGACUCCGCCGCAAGAGCCAGACGAUUCCGUAUUAUCAGAAAUAAUGCUGAAAUCUGGAACUCAUGUCGGAAGUCGUGUAUGAAGAGACAGUCACGAUGAUUGCCGCAGGGGAAUUGCAGUCGUUUGUCCCGUUUGGCCGUGAGCACUGUAGGAACCAUCCGAAUGCUUUCAACCUGCAGCUCAGAGAGCUCCAACCCGCCUCCGAGCUCUGGUCAUCAGACGGUGCCGCUGGCCUGGUAGGGUCCCUGCAGGAAGUUAGUCUGCAAGAGAGAGAGAGGGAACACUGGCAAUUAAGAAAAGGCAGCACUGGAGUCAAAGAUGAUGAUGUGGAGUUUGAAGAGGAGCUCUAUGCGGCAGGGAAUGUGGUUGUUUGGAGCAAAGGAAGUCGGACACAAGCCUCCAGUGUGUACAAGGCCUUCACCGUCGACAGCCCAGUGCAGCAGGUUCUAUGGUGCAACUUUGGAGUUCCUCACAGCACUGAUGAAGAGGAUUUUGAGCACACAGUGUGCAUUGUCCAGAGCAGCUGCGUUAACGUUCACAGUGUGACUGGAAAGGAUUUCCUCUCGCCACUACCUUUUCAGGUAUCAAACGCUUGGGCAACACAGUUCGGUUUGUUAUUAGAGAGAAAAAGCGCCGCAAACGACACUCAACUCGGCUCCUCUGGGGAAGCUCUACCUACAUUGUUCAGCAUGCUGCAUCCUCUAGAUGAGAUUGCACCAGUGGUGUGCAAGUCUGGAGGCUUGAUUGAAGGCUCCUGUGUACAGUACGCAUGUGACUCCACCAUGAAGGUCGUGUUCACCAGCAGCCAGCCCUCUAUAGUUGUAUCCUACGACCCCAUGCAGGGAACGCACUCCGUCUGGGCUUUGCGGAAAGUCACACACGAUGAACGCUCUACAGUCUUGAGAUAUCCAACAGAACCGGGUGGGACACUGCUGGGUCUGAUGGCUUCGGGAUUCCUCACCUCUCAUCUGCGUAACACAUCCCGCCUUGAUUCACCUGGUGGCUGUGGGGCAGCGGGCGGCCCGGGAACAGGAUCAAGUUUUGCUGUCGGCUCUCCUUUGCACUACAGUGCUCUGCACAGUCAUCAGAGCAGGAUUGUGACCUCCUCACCAGGAGUUCACUCCCGAGUUCAUUCCCCAAGCAUUUCCAACAUGGCUGCAUUAAGCCGUGCCCACUCUCCAGGGAUGGCAGCUCCGUCUUUUACCGGAGCGGCUCGAUUCAGUCAGUCCUUCAACAGCCCGAACUCCAGGGGGCACCUUGGCCGUUUACCCUCUCCUAACAGCACCCUGAACGAGUCAGUGCUGGUGCCAGAGAUGGAGCCCAUCAUACCCAACCUCUGCAUGGAGCAGCUGUGGAGUGAGACGGUCACUGCAGGCUGUCACAGGGAGAUGAGCAGUCAAGCAUCCAAAGUGUUCACUACUUCUGACCUCUGUGAAAACCACUACCUCUGUUUCCUGGUGGAAUCUCAUCAGCAGCUCAGAUGUGUAAAGUUUAUCGAAAGCAACGAUUCGUCUCAGCUCAUUUUCCCUUCGGUCACAACAAUUCCUGCCAAGGAUGCAGAACCUUUGGAGAGUAUAAAUGCCAUGUUGGUUCUGGAGGCCUGUGGUAGCUUGGUUCUUUACACAGGAAUCACCAGGGUCAGUAAAGUGUUCGUACCCGGCCUUUUGUCACCUUCUUUUAGUUUAAGUAGCCACGCCCCCCACCUGAGCACACCUGUGGAAAAUGUCAGCACACCUGCCAACUCCAGCCACAGACACAUCCAGGCACUUGAGGAGGACAACAUGCCGUCACCGCUAUCAGGCGGUAGAGGUCCACAUAUGAAACACCACGAGGGGUCAUUUUUAGAAGAUUACAUCUUUCAGAAAGCUACACCUAACAUUCAGACGUUACGGGAUCCUGUCUUCAACAGAGUCACUCUGGAACUGAGCAGUGGCUCCAUGCUGAGGAUUUCCAUCCCUGAGAUUGCCACCUCUGAUUUAGUGAGGAACUGCCUUCAGGUGAUUCGGUUUAUACUUCCCAAGGAAGCAGCCAUGAAGGUUUUGGUAAAGUGGUACAACAUCUACAAUGCCCCCGGUGGUCCCAGUGCUCAUGCGGAGUGGAACCAGUUUGUCACGUGUUUUAUGGCGCUGAUGGGCUACAACACCGAACGGCUUUCAUGGACUCAGCAUCUGCAUUUUGAAGUUCCUCUCUCGCCGGUGAUUGCAGCCAAGAAGGCUCGGCCUUCAGACGGAGGAUCUGAUGAGGACUGGGACUACCUGAUGGCUUCUCAUUACCACCAGCAGAUGACUUCCCAGUCCGCUUGUGGAGCGGCAGAAACCAGCGGGGCUAAAAAUAACAUCCGCUCCGACACUGAAAGCUCGUCUAGCGCAUCUUCAUCCUCCAGCCCGUCUUUUAAGUUGGACAGUUCCGCUCCUCUGUUCCCUCACAUUCCUGCACUUUUCUACGUCCUCCACCUGCUCUACCAGGAGCUGCAGCUGGACGAACUCCACCGAUCCCGAGCCGCCUCUCUCGUCUGUUUGCUUCAGCAGCUCGCCAGAGACCUUCAGAUGGAUGAGUAUCUUGAUUUGUACUGGAGAGACUACCCAUCAUUAAUCAGCUGUUUCACUGAGAGCUGCAUCAUUGAUCAGGCUCUGAUUGGUCAGAUGCAGCGUCCGUCAUCGAUGAGCUCUGAGCCUCCAUGUGUUUUUAGCUGGCUCAGCAGCUGCCUGAGAGGGGAGGAAACUCCCCCCUUCCCUUACCUGCCCGGCAUCUGUCAGCGGACCAGGCUGUUGGUUCUGAGUUAUGCUCUAUAUGUCAACGGAGAUGAAAAUGCCACAUCAACAGAUGUAUCAAAGUACAUCGUCAAGGUUUCUGCAGGGCAGAAAUUCUGCACAAGUGAACCACAUAUCAAAAGACAGAACAGUGUGAAAGUUCGGUUUUCCAGUGAAAGUUUAGCAGAGCAGCUGGUGGUGUGGCUCACUUCAGAGGGUUUCACCCUGAAAGACUUGGAGUCGGUCCCUUUCGGCGUGGCUUUGCCCAUCAGAGAGGCCAUCUAUCGCUGUCGGGAGAAGCCCCGCUCUGAUUGGUCAGAGGAAGUCUGUCUGCUGAUUGGGAGACAGGACCUGACGAAACAAGCUCACAACAUGACUCUGGCCAAGACUAAAGCUUCUGUAGGUUCAGGGCUGUCACUGGAGCCUCCCGCUACAACAGAGGCCGAUGAGGAAGAAGACGGGAUGUCUGACAUCAUUCAAGAGGUUACAGGACUCAUUUGGAGUCAGGAUCUUCGGGUCCAGGAGGUUAGGAGGCUUCUGCAGAGCUCCAGACCAGUGCGAGUCAGUGUUGUCCAGUUACCUGAGGUUUCUGACCAUGAGUACAUAGAGGAGAAGGAAAAUAAACUCCUGCAGUUGUGUCAGAGGACCAUGGCUCUUCCAGUUGGCAGAGGCCUCUUCACUCUCUUCUCCUAUCACCCUGUUCCCACAGAACCUUUACCUGUGCCAAAGCUCAAUCUUACAGGUCGAGCACCUCCCAGGAACACCAUGGUAGAUCUGAACAGUGGAAACAUAGACGUUCCUCCAAACAUGACCAGCUGGCCCAGCUUCCACAAUGGAGUAGCAGCUGGUCUCAAAAUAGCUCCAGCUUCCCAGGUGGAGUCGGCCUGGAUCGCUUACAACAAGCCAAAGACUCCUGAGCUGGCCAAUGAAUAUGCUGGCUUCCUCAUGGCUCUGGGACUCAACGGACACCUCACCAAACUGGCCACACUCAACAUUCACGACUACCUCACCAAGGGCCAUGAGAUGACUAGCAUCGGACUCCUGCUGGGUGUGUCUUCCGCCAGAUUAGGCACGAUGGACAUGUCCAUCACUCGUUUGUUGAGUAUCCACAUCCCCGCCCUUCUCCCGCCCACCUCCACGGAGCUGGAUGUGCCUCACAAUGUUCAGGUCGCCGCUGUAAUCGGCAUCGGGCUUGUGUACCAGGGGACUGGACACAGACACAAUGCAGAAGUCUUACUGUCGGAGAUAGGCCGGCCUCCUGGCCCAGAGAUGGAGUACUGCACUGACAGAGAGUCCUACUCACUUGCUGCUGGAUUGGCUUUGGGCAUGGUCUGUUUGGGGCAUGGAAGUAACCUUAUUGGAAUGACGGACCUCAACGUUCCUGAGCAGCUGUACCAGUACAUGGUGGGGGGGCAUCGCAGAGCUCAGGUUGGGGCCAAUCGCGAGCGACACAAGUCUCCCAGCUACCAAAUUAAGGAAGGUGACACCAUCAACGUGGAUGUGACAUGUCCCGGGGCGACGCUUGCCCUCGCCAUGAUCUACCUCAAGACCAACAACAGGUCGAUUGCUGAUUGGCUGAAACCUCCAGAUACUUGGUUCCUGCUGGACUUCAUUAAGCCAGAGUUUCUGCUGUUGAGGACUCUUGCUCGAUGUAUUAUCAUGUGGGAUGAAAUCCUUCCCAAUACCGAAUGGGUCAAGAGUAACAUACCCCAGAUAAUCAGGGAAAAUAUCGACCCAUCAGAGGACAUUAACAUGGAUGCAAUGACCCAAGCUCAAGACUACAUCACGGCUGGAGCCUGCAUGGCUUUAGGUCUACGCUUUGCCGGUUCUGCCAAUUCGGAUGCCUUUGAUUGCCUCUAUGAGUUUGCCAAGACCUUCAUGAAGAUCAUGUCCUUUGCUGGGACGGCUCCUGUUGGCACUACCAGUUACUACAACCUGCAAACGGGCCUAUCCAUGGUCCUCCUGGCCAUGUCCAUGAUAAUGGCCGGAACCGGAGACCUGAAGGUGCUGCAGCUGUGCCGCUUCCUCCACAAGCGCACCGGAGGCGAGAUGAACUACGGCUUCCACAUGGCUCAUCACAUGUCCCUCGGUUUGCUUUUCCUCGGAGGAGGCAGGUACACUCUGAGCACCUCUAACUCUGCCAUCGCCGCCCUCCUGUGUGCCUUGUACCCCCAUUUUCCUGCUCACAGCACAGACAACCGUUACCACCUGCAGGCCCUGAGGCACCUGGCUGUUCUGGCUGCUGAGCCUCGCCUGCUGGUUCCUGUGGACGUGGACUCCUUAAAGCCUUGCUAUGUCCUCUUGGAAGUCACCUAUAAGGACACAAAGUGGUACAAAGAAACAACCGUGGAGCUGAUGGCUCCCACCCUGCUUCCUGAGCUGCAUCUUUUAAAGCGGGUGAAGGUGAAGGGCCCACGCUACUGGGAACUGUCAGUAGACCUCAGCAAAGAAACACAACAUCUGAAAUCGAUCCUGUCAAGAGAUGGAGUUUUGUACGUCAAACUUCGGGCCGGUCAGCUGCCCUACAAAGAUGACCCUCAGGGCUGGAAGAGCCUCCUGGCCACGGCCAUCAACCACUUGAACUCUGGAGUCAGGGCUUUUAAGCCUGAAGCCAUCUCUACGUUCACCUCUGAACCUGUUCUCAUCUCCUUCGCCGAGUUCUUCUGUAAAACAUCAGACGGGAUGAAACACAAAGAAGACACUCAGCUGCUGUUUUCUGCAAUGCUCUAUGAAUGUGUGACGAAGGAGUGUCCAGAGAUGCUGCCCACGUAUAUCGCUAUUGAGCAGGCGGUGACGGCUCUGCGCCACGGUGACCUGCAGCAGACGUUUCCCUUGUGGCAGCUUCGCCUGGUGAUCGAGUUCUGGGACAGCAGAAUGCUCCGAAGUUCCAGCAACCGCCACGACACGCUGCUGACGUCGGAGUUCCUGCCUGUCAUGAAGAACGCUGUAGAUGUGGCUCUGGACAGUUGGGUUAAAGAAAACAGUGUUGUCGUGAGGUCCUACAUGAGGGGGCAGGUGCUCUUCAGAGACGCUCAGUCCCUGAUGCUGGCCUGCUUCCUGAUUUAUCGCUCCAUCCCCUUUCUGAAGAACACGCGCACUCAGCUGGAGGGCUGCACUUCUUUUGGGGAUUUGGUGUCACACAGUAGCCAGCUCGGUAUCCCUCUGAGAGAUUUACUCCGCCUGGUACCCAUCCUGCUGGACUCAGCAUCCCACAGUCUCCUGGGUUUCCCUCUGCAGGCCUUUUCUUCAUGAUCUUUUAACCAGUCGCCAGGUUUACAGAUUCGUUGGGUCAACGCUGGAGUUUCAGAUGGAACCGAGGUCAACACACAGUCUGUAGUAAUAUGUUGCAAGUAUGAUGCAAAGUCAUCUUGAAUCGUGGCAUAACUGCAACAAGCUCUCAGCUUGAGAGUUUUUGUGUAAUAUAGUCUUAUGUAUAGAAUUUUUUACAGGUCCUCUGCAGUCAUCACAAGGUUUAUGUAAUGAAACAACAAACCUAAAUGUU
Molecule: messenger RNA, 6879 nt
Organism: Oryzias melastigma (Indian medaka)
Lineage: Eukaryota; Metazoa; Chordata; Actinopteri; Beloniformes; Adrianichthyidae
Gene: anapc1
Product: anaphase promoting complex subunit 1
Exons: 53
Coding region: 690-6629 (1979 amino acids)
Biological process (GO): metaphase/anaphase transition of mitotic cell cycle; protein K11-linked ubiquitination; anaphase-promoting complex-dependent catabolic process
Cellular component (GO): anaphase-promoting complex
Molecular function (GO): molecular adaptor activity
Source: RefSeq, a predicted model, not a curated record